This is a messenger RNA of Drosophila innubila, 1175 nucleotides long. Its product is annotated as glycine-rich cell wall structural protein 1.8. NCBI's taxonomy places the organism in Eukaryota, Metazoa, Arthropoda, Insecta, Diptera, Drosophilidae. The record is from RefSeq and is a predicted model, not a curated record.
AUGGCUUUGGCUUGGACUUGGCUUUGCUACGUGAAGUUCCACGAUUUCGACCCCCCAAGCAAGAAACUUCCAGCAAUGAGGAUCUUUGUGUGUUUGUUUGCCGCACUCGUUGCCACCUGCUCCGCUGGCAUUAUUAGCGGUGGAGGCGGCGGCGGAGGAGGCGGUGGUUACAGUUAUGGCAUCGGUAACAGCGGCGGAGGAGGCGGACAUGGUCAUGGACACACUGAGGUGCGCACCGUCAAGGUCAUCCACGAGAGCGGACAUGGUGGACAUGGUCAUGGUGCCGUCUAUGGCUCCGAUCAUGGACAUGGUCAUGGUCAUGGCGGACACGGCCACCAGGAGGUGAAGACCAUCAAGGUCAUCCAUCAGGAGGCGCCCGCGGUUUAUCAUGGUCAUGGCGGCGGUCAUGGUGGUGGACACAGCUUCGGCGGUCACCAGGAAGUCAAGACCAUCAAGGUCAUCCACCAGGAGGCUCCGGCAGUGCAUCAUGGCUACUCCCAUGGCGGUGGACACAGCUUCGGUGGUCACCAGGAAGUCAAGACCAUCAAGGUUAUCCAUGAGGAAGGUCAUGCUGGUGGAUUCUCCCAUGGCGGCGGAUUCUCCCAUGGCGGUGGCUUCUCCCACGGCGGUGGACACGAUCACGGACAUCAGGAAGUGAAAACUGUCAAGGUCAUCCACGAGGAGGGACACGCCCUUGGAGGCGGCGGCGGUUAUGCUGGCGGAUUCUCUCAUGGCGGCGGUCAUGGUCACCAGGAGGUCAAGACUGUUAAGGUAAUCCACGAGGAAGGUCAUGGUCUUGGAGGCGGCGUUGGUUUCUCCCACGGCGGUGGCUACUCCCACGGCGGCGGACAUGGACACCAGGAAGUGAAGACCGUCAAGGUCAUCCACGAGGAGGGACACGCUCUUGGAGGCGGCGGCUACACCGGUGGCUUCUCCCACGGUGGUGCACACGAUUUUGGAGGCAGUCACGGUCACCAGGAAGUGAAGACCGUCAAGGUCAUCCACGAGGAGGGACAUGCUCUGGGAGGCGGCGGUGCUCCCAUCGCCGUGCACAACGAGUAUCUGCCUCCAGUUGUGGCAGCUCCUCAGCACAGCUAUCUGCCCCCAACUGGCGCCUGGAAGUAAUCCCCUCAGCUGCGCUCAGUAUCCCUGUGAUGAACUGUGUCAUAACUGUC